CCAAAGGAGAGAGAAGAAUCGAACUUAAAAAACGUCUCGAAACUCUACGCCAGCUGGUGCAAGGAGAUUCUAACAAAACUUUUGUCGCUAUCUGGAUACAAGUAUGGAAUUAUGGGCUUCAAAGGUGCAGAACGAUAUUGAGAACUCUAGGAGGACGCAACAGCACGACUUGGGUAGGAAAAUGGAAGACUUGAAGGUCUCGUUCCCUACUCAAGUUACCACAGGCGAUGAGCCAAGUUCUCCAUCAGAUAUCCCAGGAGUAGCAUUCCCCAUAGCGACUUUGGAGGAUUUUGAAAAAUUCGAGAAAAUGUUGGAUCCCAAGGAUGAGGCGAACCCAGCCAAUCCCGAUGCUGCACUGCAGAACCAAGGAGCUCUGAAAAACAUAAUGAAACUCAAGACACAAGGUUCUAAUGAUUAUGAGAAGAACAUUAAAAUCAUUAUGCCAACAUUAAUCAAGAAGGAGGUUCAGGGACAUUACAGUGGAUUUGGUCGUACGAAGAAAGGCGUAGGAAAGAAAAAUUUCAGUGCCACGAUGACAUUCAAGUGCUUGGAAGCGUUCCUUGAGCAAAAAUUUGCCGGUGGAACAGUAAAAUUCAUCACUGGAUCCAUAGUGAGUGCGUGGUUGGGAGGCUGGAGUGAUUGUGAAGGAGGUGGUGCCAAACGAAAGAGAGGGGAGGAUUAG
Molecule: messenger RNA, 682 nt
Organism: Diachasma alloeum
Lineage: Eukaryota; Metazoa; Arthropoda; Insecta; Hymenoptera; Braconidae
Exons: 4
Coding region: 104-682 (192 amino acids)
Source: RefSeq, a predicted model, not a curated record